GUCAUUUAGUUGGGCUUUACUUAAUAGAUUAGAUGCGACUGAGAUCAAACCCAAAUUUCCAUCUUAAGUCCAAACAAAAUAAUAGUAGGACUAGGCUCGACUGAAAUGAGCUAAAACCCAAAAUUCCAUCUGAAGCCUUCCUCCCUGUAAGCUUAAGAUGUGGUCGGAGUCUGAAUUUGCGUGUCUAAACAUAGGUGCCCUGCUCUCAUCUCGAAAAGGAUGAUUGUUUCUUCAGUCUCCUCGUCUUGUACGAAUGCUUAAACAAGUAAUAUUUGCUGAGCUUCGGUUGCCAAUGACAAUCAUUGCCUACCACUUUCACUUCCGCAAUUAAUGUUUGUCCAAUCAUACUCCAUUUAGCCGCCAAAAGUCAUGAUCAUUUCAUAAUCACGUACACUAGUUCAAAUUUUAUUUGGUGGCACUGAAACUUGCUCCUUUUAAAACAUUUCUUUCUUUCAAUUUCCCCUCAAAAUUCAGAAAUCUACUUUGGAAAAUGACUCCUCUUUUUCACCAAAUCAAAGUUUGUGUUCUUGGCAUGUAUAAAUUCAUCUCGUUUCCCUUAGAACUUGAAGCUCAUGACUUCACUUCUCCCUCUGUUUUUCAAUAUAAUGUGGGUUUUAAGCAGUGUUAGAGUACCCCUUUUUUGCUUCCUUUUCCUGAUACUUCAAAGCUGUGUGAGCUCAGACUUGGCCAAAGACAGAAAGGAAUGUUCUAACCAAUUAGUUGCUCUCUCAACAUGCAUCCCUUUUGUUGGUGGAAAGACUAAAAUCCCUGAUACCACAUGUUGCAGUAACCUCAGAAAACAAAUUAACCAGACCAAGAAGUGCUUGUGCCUCCUGGUUGCUGAUCGAAACGACCCCGACCUUGGUUUCAAGGUAAAUGCCACCCUAGCCUUGAGCCUCCCUUCAUUUUGCCACGCUCCAUCUAAUGCUUCUGAGUGCCCAGAGCUUCUACACUUGCCUCCAAACUCAACAGAUGCUCAGGUUUUUGAGCAAUUUGCCGCCACAUCCGAUAAGGGUAAUAGUAACGCAGUCGACGUGACAGGCACCUCUACAAGUUCAAGCAGCAGGGGCAAGGAAGAAGGAUGGGUUGGUGUGUGGAGGAUUGCGAGGAUUUUAACCUGGCAACUCCUACUAUCAAUCUUUACCAUUAACAUGUAGACAAAUCGCCAUGCAAUCAUAAUCACAU
Messenger RNA from Durio zibethinus, 1185 nucleotides. Its product is annotated as non-specific lipid transfer protein GPI-anchored 22-like. NCBI's taxonomy places the organism in Eukaryota, Viridiplantae, Streptophyta, Magnoliopsida, Malvales, Malvaceae. The record is from RefSeq and is a predicted model, not a curated record.